AGUUCUUGUCAACCACCAUGUCUGGGAACAAAUAUCUCAUGUUUAAUCUAGCGGCAGUUGCAACAGCGGCCCCCUUUCUUGCCAAGCAUCAGUCUGUGGGUGGUAAAGUGUCUAUAACCAUUGCUACUAUCAACGAUGUCUAUUCAAUGUAUGCCCGUCCAAUGUCUGGGAAUGGUUAUUACUUUGAGGGUACUCCUUCUGAGCAGUUUUAUUCGAUCUGUGAGAAGGAUGCUGACACUUGUUAUGGUACGGCUGGUGCGAUGGGCAUGCCCGAAGCUUCUGUUGAUAAACUGUAUAAUAUCGAUCUAUCAGCCACCGGUGGUAAGGUGAUGACCAAGGAGGACAGUGGUUGUGUGGAUCCUUCUAAGUUCGAUGACAUGGUUCGUGAUCCUUCAUCUGCAUGGGGUAAUACGGCCCAAAUGGCAGGCACCUAUAAGUACCUUGGUCUGACUGCCGAUACUGAUGAGUAUAUCAGCAUGCUCCCCGGCGAUUUCGUUGCUAUGUCUUACCUCUCCUCCAUCACGUAUGGUCAGCAUAUGGUGGAUAUGAUGAACGCUGGUGAGGUUGACUUGGUGGCAUUUGGGAAUCAUGAAUUCCAGUUCAAGAAUAAGUGCCCUCCUGCAGACCUCGGUAACCAUCCCGAGUAUAACGAUGUGUGUGUUGCAUGGAAUAUGGCCACUGGCAACUUCCUCUACCUCAGCAAUAACGUCUUUGAGGAUGCUAAGAAGACCAAGCUAUUCGGUUCUACUCUGAAGGUCCCUGAUGAGAUCUCAUUUGUCAAUGCCACCGUGCCAAAGAACAAGAAGGUCUUUAAUGAGGAGACCAGCUACUACGCUCCCUCUGGUGACUACUGGUUCAAGAUGAUCAAGGGCAAGAAGGUUUGCUUCACUGGCACCACUGAGACUUCGGCCGCUAGUGAUAUUGCGGGGAAGAGUAACGUGUGGUUUUCCGAUAUGAUGGACUACGCCAUCGACCUCAAUGGAGAAUCCACAUCCUUCGCUUGUCCCCCUGGCCCCGACUUCUUCGACUAUUUGAAUAAGCAGUUGCCCUGGACUGAUUGUGGAUAUGUCGACGGCGGCUCUACCACCACUCCCAGUCCGGUCACCACCACCACAUCAGCUCCUAGUACCCCCAGCAGUACGACAGGAUCUCCUCGUCCUCAUUACUCUGAAGAAUCUAUCAAGAAUGCCGAUGAAUUCUGCCAGAGUAAAUUUGCCGGUUCUUACUGCAAGUAUUGGCAAACUCCUGAGGGUCAAGUUUGUCACGGAACUGAAUUAUCGUGCAGUAGCUUGUUGGUUGAGGGGCGGAGAUUGGCAUCGGUUGCUGAUGACGACUCUUCGACUUGUUGGGCUCAUCUCGGCUCUACUAUUCUCGAGAGGUCUGUUCAUGUCUGGACUGAUGAAGCUGUUACUCCUAAGGAUGCUGAGGUUAUUGAUACAUCCACUCCGAUGGCCGAAGGAUCAGUUGGUGCUGCUCUGCUCCUCCCUAAACCAUGGUAUGUUGGUGGUGAACAUCCUGAGGAUCUAGAGGUCUAUGGUAUUAGCGAUCCCGAUGUUGAGUCUAUGGAGUUGGCUAAUCUUCCGGUUCGUCGUUGGUUAGAGAAGGCAUCUGGUGCUAGCAAGGAUGACCUUGUGCUGACAUCUCCCGUUGAGAGUCCUAAGAAGACUGUUGGCCAGUUCUACGGCAUGAAGGUUGAUCCCCGUACCAUUCUCGCUCUACAUCAGUAGAGUUUCACGUUAUUGUUCGAGUAAGUCGAGUGAUAUGUAAUGUUGUAAUGGCUUUCUACUGUAAUUUUGUCAGCGAUAAGAAUCGAUGUGUUGUGUACUUGAUGUUGUACCGUACAAUUUCGCGGUUGGUGUAUCUGUUGUAUGUUAUGGAGUUUCUUGGAACUCGGAAAGCUUAUCAUUUCUCUUGCUAUUGUUGUUCUUGUGCCAUAUCUUAUCUCGGUUUUUUAAUGCGAAGGGCGCUAUAUCAGCUCGUUUUCACGUUCAA
Perkinsus marinus ATCC 50983 is the source of this 1992-nucleotide messenger RNA. RefSeq lists its product as hypothetical. Bases 18 to 1727 code for a protein of 569 amino acids. The record is from RefSeq and is a predicted model, not a curated record. The transcript has 2 exons. Lineage: Eukaryota; Perkinsozoa; Perkinsida; Perkinsidae.